This is a messenger RNA of Leishmania major strain Friedlin, 1137 nucleotides long. RefSeq lists its product as hypothetical. Gene Ontology annotation, cellular component: cytoplasm. The coding region runs from base 1 to 1137 and encodes 378 amino acids. NCBI's taxonomy places the organism in Eukaryota, Euglenozoa, Kinetoplastea, Trypanosomatida, Trypanosomatidae. Gene Ontology annotation, molecular function: protein binding. The record is from RefSeq and is a predicted model, not a curated record. The transcript has a single exon.
AUGGGGGCCCCUUUGGCGGCACUGCAGACCGCUCUCUCAACGACCUCGACGGAUGGGGGUGACGCCCCUGGCGCAGCGCCGCCGUUGUCUGCGCUCCCCACCGUCCGUCUAUUGAACCUAUCUUACAACUCCCUCCACCUCUUCACUGGUGGCGAGACCUUGAAAGGACUCACAGUCUUGGAUCUGUCGCACAACACGCUGACGCAGGUGCACAGUCAGAGUAUGCCACCCACGCUGGUGCGGCUCAGCAUCGCGCACAAUAAACUGGCACACCUGUGCGACUUGGCCGAGUACACGCCGCGGCUGCAAGUACUGGAGGCCGGGCACAACCAGCUGAGCACCGCUGCUCUGCGUGGCCUACCCACAUCGCUGACGCAUCUCAGCGUGGAGAACAACACAAUCGAGUCGUUGACGCCGCUCGGCGCGUUGUUGCAUCUUACACACCUGAACGUGGCACAGAAUCAGCUGGAGAGCCGAGACACUCUCUGCGCCUUGCGGCCGCUUGUGUCGCUGCGCCACCUCGACGUCCGCGGGAACCCCAUGUGCGAGACAGGCAGGCGUAGCAGCGAGGGCGAGAAUGAGGGUGUCACACAGCUGCUACACGACGUACUGCCGCGUCUGUCGCGCUUCAAUGGAGUUCCUCUCUCACAGGUACCAGAGAACCGCAUGUGGAAGAAGGCGCACCGGCGGCAGCAGCAGCAACAAAAUACAAAAUUCAGCGCAGCGAAGUCUCGCGGCAUGUCGCACGAUGCGCGCGGUGGCAGUGGCAGCAGCAGCAGCAGCUCUCUCUUGUCGUCUUCUCAAAGACAGCAACAGAGGUUGCAGGAGCCGGCUUUGGAAGUCCGCCUCAUGCAGGCGAAAGUGAAUGAACUACGACGCCUGCUCCUAGCCUCUCAGGAUGCGGAGGGGAAGGCUCGUCAAAAGCGCGCACUGCUCAUAGAAAACGUGAAGAGUACAGCGAAGGUGAUUGGCCAGCAGGAGACAGAGCUGGAGAGGCUUCAAGGUGAGGUAGAUAGCUUGCGGAGCGUGAAUCAGAAGCUGCAGUCAUCGGUGGCGGCUGCGGAGCAGUCGUUCGAGCAUGUGCAUGCGUCUCUUCUCGCGAGCAAGGCAAAUCUUUCUGCCGCUGGUGUGAAGUAG